This is a messenger RNA of Ostrea edulis (European flat oyster), 2757 nucleotides long. RefSeq names its product neuronal acetylcholine receptor subunit alpha-10-like. NCBI's taxonomy places the organism in Eukaryota, Metazoa, Mollusca, Bivalvia, Ostreida, Ostreidae. The coding region runs from base 626 to 2317 and encodes 563 amino acids. The record is from RefSeq and is a predicted model, not a curated record. Gene Ontology annotation, biological process: nervous system process; regulation of membrane potential; chemical synaptic transmission. Gene Ontology annotation, molecular function: acetylcholine-gated monoatomic cation-selective channel activity; transmembrane signaling receptor activity. The transcript has 5 exons. Gene Ontology annotation, cellular component: synapse; neuron projection; postsynaptic membrane.
AAAAGACUAAAUCCCCAGGAUAUUCUUGUAACGUUAACUAGUAAAUUAAGAACUCAGACCGUUCGUGAUUAAAACAUCCCCAAAGGAAACUAUACGUUUUUCUACGUCUAUAAAAGCGAUAUAUACUAUAAAGUUACAUACAUUGAAAGGAAAUCAAUUUCCCAGAAAGGGGUUGUCCGCGUUUUCUAGGGUAUGUAAGUAUGGUUAGUUUUAUUACGACAGUUGAAGACGUGUUACUAACAAAACAUCUCACCAUCUGUUGUAUGUUUCUUUAAUGAUAACGAUACUUGGAUUAAUUAAAGUUGUCAGACCCCGAAGUUAUGCUAACUUACAUAACAUCGUCACUUUAUUUUAUGUUAGAUUUCGUUUUGCACAAUUACAAACAGUCAUGACAGUAGCUCUCAAGUCAAACACCUGCCCAACCAGGCAAAGGUUCAACGUGGUCACAUGAUUGCAUGGGUGUGUGACCUAAACGAAAAGAAAUUUUACUUAAAGGUACUAUCUGCAUCGAAUUGUCUCACACGACCAAUUCAUCUGUACAGUGUAAAUGGAUACUGACUUUUGAUAAUGGGGUAAGACGGACGAUGCCCUGUGUGGAGGUGGAUACCAUCCACAUCACAUCAUCAUGACUACGACGUUGUUUUUUGCUUCUUCUUCUUUUUUUUUUUUUUUUUUUUUUUUAGAGAGAUUUGUCUAUAGAACCCUGCUGCUAAAUCAUCGAGCUACGAGUAUUAUGAAGCUCCACUAUAUGGACAUAUUUGCGAUUCUUCAUCAUUCAUUUCUUUCAGGACACCUUGCAAACCUUCCAAAGCCAGCCAGCAUUGCCGAGGGUGCAUUUUAUAACGUCACAUAUGUCGUGGAACAGAACACUGAUGACGACAACAGGGUGAUUCCUGACGAACAGCGCCUGAUGAAUCACAUCUUAAAAGGGUAUGAAAAAGCUGUACGACCGGUGCAGAACGCUUCAACAGCCGUCAUCGUCAAAAUGGGCCUAACAUUGACUCAGAUCUUUGAUAUGGAUGAAAAAAAUCAAGUUCUUGUAACCAACGUAUGGCUUGAUCAGGAAUGGUACGACGAAUUUUUAAGAUGGGACAGAGAGACCUUUUCUAAUAUUAGUAAAAUUAGAAUACCCUGUAACAAGAUCUGGCUUCCUGACAUCGUUUUGUACAACAAUGCGGCAGAAUACACGGAUGGAGUUAUGUCAGCAAAUGCAAUGGUAGAAAACAAUGGCAACGUUUUUUGGCCGAUUCCUACAAAGCUACAAAGUUCGUGUAAGGUGGAUGUGACGUACUUCCCGUUCGAUGACCAAAUUUGUAAAAUGAAAUUCGGAUCCUGGACAUACGACGGUUUUCAAGUCGACAUAACAAACAGGUCGGAGGAAGUUGACUUAUCAAAUUAUGUUGUAAAUGGUGAAUGGGUUCUCAUAAGCGUCAAGGUCCAAAGAAACGUAGUUUACUAUACGUGUUGUCCAGAAUCAUUCCCGGAUGUGACGUUUUUCGUUCACAUUCGACGUAGAACGCUUUAUUAUAUGUAUAACGUCAUCUUCCCGUGCAUUAUGAUGUCAGCUCUUACUCUGCUGGUAUUCUGCCUCCCACCAGACUCUGGAGAGAAGAUAGCCCUGGGAAUUACUGUGUUACUUGCUUUCUCAGUCUUUAUGCUGGCCGUGGCGGAAAAUCUACCGGAAACAUCAGAGUUCGUCCCAUUGAUCAGUAUAUAUCUAACUAUCGUCAUGUCGUUGACAUCCGUUUCUGUAAUAAUGACGGUGUUCGUGUUAAAUCUCCACCACCGAGGCCCUAACCGUCGUGCCGUGCCGAUCUGGUUACGUAAUAUUCUGUUAGGACCACUUCAGGAUAUUUUAUGUCUGGGGAAAAAUAAUACAUUUUCAACACUAAACCCAAAUCCAGGAUUCAUAAGAACAAUGUCGUUAAGGGCAACAUUGGAAAACAUUGCUCAGGAACUUCAAAAUGAGGCGCAGUUGGAAAACGGUGUAAUGGCGGACACAAUUGUUACGGAUGGGCAAGGAACAACUCUUCACAAUGACACGAGGUGUGACGUCAGAUUAUUGCCAAAUGAAACACACCAAAGACCAAGAAGAGGGAUUCAGAUUAAAAACUUGCAUACAAAGUCACACGAAGAAAUCAUCAGAAAUCUACAGAUUAUUUUGGACAAGCACGAAAAAGAAGAUAGAAACUUUGAAAUAGUCCAAGAAUGGCGAAAAGUGGCGCAGGUUGUAGAUCGAAUCUUAUUUUGGAUUUUUCUUAUUGGAACAGUGAGUUCUACCAUUAUAAUUCUUGUCAUCACUCCAGCAAUGAAAUAGCUGGUACGGUUGUUUUUUCCCUAUCAUUUCUCCUUGCACUUGUACAAAUAAUUACAUAUCAUAUUCUAUUAUUCAGUCACUCCAUACAUAGUUUACACAUGUACAUAUGCAUGUAUACGAAAGAACAUUUUAUAUAACUUCGUACUUUAAUUCAGUUCAGCAUCAUGCAAAAAUUAUAAAAAUAAUAGAUGUGAUAUUUUCAUGGGUUACGAUCUCGUAUGUUAAAAAGGGUCAUUGUAAAUUCAAAUACAAUCCUUUAUCUUAUAACGAUUAUAUUGUAUGCAUGCCGUAUAUUGGUUUUGAACAGCGAACAUACAUGUGAUUCAUUGAUCAAUUUACAAACAAUGUAUUAGUAAUGUCGUAAUGAACAGCAUUGUAUUCUAAAACUUGUAGUUUUGUUAAUGUUUAUAAAAUAUAGUGUCAAAUGGAAUUCUCUUGAA